AUGGCGACCGAGUACGACCGCACGAUCUUGGAUUUCUAUCAGAUUUCUACGCCAUAUCCUUCAGAAUGGCCCGAUGAAAAGAACAAGGAAGAUUCGGACAACGAGAAGGAGGAUGAUGACGACAAGAAGGAUUACAAGAAGCCUAGGCGGCGCAAGUCGCGAUACCAGGCGCUGGAGAAAGCAGUCAAUGAUCGCAUGAGCAGAAUCAGCUUCAUUCCUGGGUCUGAAAGUACUGGAGGAGUGAGCAAUCUUGUCCAGAAAGAUGAGCCAGACCCUCUUGGAUCCACAGACAGUGUGGUCAGGACGUUGAAGCACAUGGGAUUACCGAUGCAGGAUGACCCCCGGUUACGUAGGUAGAUCCGGCCACAAGGGAGUCUAUCCGAUGAUUGUUAACCAGGUCCCAGGGAACCGAUUCCUGUUGUCUUCGACGACAUUUUCGCCUGCGCUUUUCCUGUCGCAGAUGCAUUCCACCGCUGACACGCAGUCGCUUCUUCGAGGCUUGGAUUUUCUUUCGCACUCCAUCGACCAAAAGUCUGCAUCUCUAAAGGUCCUCGUUGAAUCCAAUUUCGAGCGAUUCGUCAAGGCCAAGGCCACCAUUGAUAACGUCUAUAAAGAAAUGAAAUAUCGGGGCACCGAACCGCCCCAAGCUCAAGGUCGGCAUUCUCGACGUGCUAGCCGGAAUAGCGCAGUUUAUCCCAGCAGUCCCCUGCUUUCACCUACCAAUAUUGCUUCCCGGAAAAAGAAUGCCUUGACAAAAGAGAGUGAAUACGGACUCUUGGGUAUCAAAACCCCACUGCUUGAUGUAUCCGCAAAGGCUGAGGAUGUAUGGGGCCCUGCGUUGGGGGGCAGAGAACAGGAGGAAACCCUCAAGACCAUAUCCUCUCAGCUUGAAGAAUUUAAGGAGUAUGUUGAGCUGAGUUCGGCAAUUUCUGACAGCAUUAAGCGAAAAGACUAUGAAUCUUUGGUGGAGGAAUACAACAAGGCCAGGAAGUUUGCCGAUUCUGCUCGCAAGAUCGCAGACAAUCCGGGCGCUAAACUUGAAGACAAACAACUAUAUCAAGUCAUACUCGCUGCCAGGAUGUGGCACGACGUUGAUCAUCAAAUUCAGUUGCUGAAGAGAGAUGUGUGGAAGAAGCUGACUUCAUUACAUACAACUGCUAAAUCUGAAGGUAUCGCUGGUCGAUUCCACGAGCAGCAUAUGGAUCUCAUCUCACUACUCCUCGAGCUGGGCGUGUCCGAUAACCCUGUUUGGGUUUGGUUAUUAAGUCUUUAUGAUUAUCUCAAAGGGAAGAUUCAAGUUACCACUGAGCGAUCCAAGAUUGAAAUUGAGGUACUUCGAAGGAGACUGGGCGCUGCGGAAAAGCCUACUCCGCAGGCUGUGGCAGCUCACCUCAGAUCUUUGGGCCGCCAGACUACUGAUGAUAAGCCAAAGUCAAGCGAUUCUGUCGAUGUAAUCGAGUUAUGGGACAAGAUGCUGGCGUUCUUGACCAACUUGGUCUCGCCUCAAGGCGUUCUUGGAGAAGUAGUCGAAUUUUGGCAGACAGUUGAGGGCUUUAUCAGUGGAAGGGCCCAGAAGAAUCUCCCGACUGGCUACAAUGGCGAGUCCCGGGUGCAUCAUAAACUCUCUUCUUCAGUCAUUCAAGAUUUGCAAAAGGGUGCAGUGGAGUUAGUUGAGAUGAUACGGGAGCUUCUAGCUGCUUUCUUCAUGGGGCCACCACCAGAGGAUCUGACACUGUUGUUCUCGCCCUCGAGUGCAACAACGCCAAAUCUACCCCCUACUCCCAAAUCAGCAUUGAGCCCAAACGCAUUGACCCCGGGAGCUCUUAGCCCAGGCGCUCUGAGCCCCAGUGUUCACGACCCCCGAUAUAAAGUAGACCCUAACAACCUACCGCCCCCUUCCCCAAAGCGAGGUGAAUCAUGGGAGAAGCUUGCAUUCUGGCCUCCCUGGUCUAAUUCCCUGAGUGGCUCAUGGUACUUGUCAAAGAUGCUUGCGUUGGUCGGCUCUGGGGCGUCCGAUAUGGCCAGCAUUGGCCCUGUAGCUUCUGGAGAUGGCCAAGUAACCGAGAGACUUAAAGCUCUGGUAGGAGGCUCACGGGAACGAUGUGUGGCAGCGCUUUGUGCGGCAUGGAAUCGUGACGCCGAGAACAUCAAAUAUGUCGAAGACUGGCAACGUACUGCCGAGCUUGGUGACGUGACUCGGAUGCCCUCGAGCUUCUCAACCUUCGAGGGGACCUUACUCAUGGGGAUGCAAAAGAUAUUAUAUGUGUCCGAGGCCAUGUCAAAGCCCGGUGCUGGAAACAUUAUAUCCCCUCCCCCAACUAAGCUUCUUCAGAUGGUGCGAGGCCAGUAUGUCACCACAUUGUAUAAAGCCCUCAGCGGCAUGGUAGAGAAUGCAGAAAGGUCUCUGGCAAAGACAGAUGAUGAAUGGCUCACCGACGACUACUGGGCGCCUACAAAGGCCAAUACGGAAAUUACUAGCAGAAGCACGCUUGACUCAAGCGACAGGGUGAGUCCCCUUUCACUCGCUUGGGUAGUCCAAUUUGCUAAUUUGAAACAGAAUAUUCGCAUGCUACUGACCUUGAGCAACCUCCAAGCCCUUCGUUCGCAGGUUGUCCCUGGUCUUAACUCGCAAUUUGAAAAUGCCUUCUCCGUCAAAUUGACCGACGAGUCCAAAACAAUCAAAGAUGUUCUCGGCCAGAUCGAUGCCCGUUUGUUCCAGUCAUACACGAAAAAGGCCAUCGAGAGACUCCGGGAGGUCAUCCAAGCUGGCCUGGCCGAGCCCGACUGGGCCCCGCCCCCAUCUACCAAGCCGGCAACGGCCAAGCCUUACGUUUACGAAGUGCUCCUGACACUCGUCCUGAUCCAUUCAGAGGUCUCCACCGCCGCGGCACCUCUCACGCCCCAGGUCCUUUCCUUCCUUCUCGAGCAAACAUCAACCCAGCUGCUCGAGGCCUUCCGCAAGCGGCCUCGCUACCCCCUAGAGGCUCUCAUGCAGGCCACCCUCGACGUCGAGUUCAUCGCCCAGACAUUGAGCCACUACACAACUGACCGGACGUCCGAGCUCCAGGGUCAGAUCUACCAGGAGCUCGACAGCAGGACGGACAAUGACGCGAGGGCAAAGCUGCAGAGCGAGCUACCCGAGAUGCGACUUGUUCUCAAGAAGCUCAGAGAUGCCAGUAAGAACGAAUUUGCGUGCUUCAAGAGACCAAAGAGGCCUGGUCAAAACAUCAAUAGGACGGAUAG
Molecule: messenger RNA, 3243 nt
Organism: Clonostachys rhizophaga
Lineage: Eukaryota; Fungi; Ascomycota; Sordariomycetes; Hypocreales; Bionectriaceae
Source: the annotation of a GenBank genome assembly